Austrofundulus limnaeus is the source of this 2636-nucleotide messenger RNA. RefSeq names its product ankyrin repeat domain-containing protein 33B. Lineage: Eukaryota; Metazoa; Chordata; Actinopteri; Cyprinodontiformes; Rivulidae. The record is from RefSeq and is a predicted model, not a curated record. Gene Ontology annotation, molecular function: protein binding.
UCUGGCCUCAUUGUGGCGUGUUAUCAUGGUUAUGUGGAAGUUGUCAUGGCCCUUGCUCAGUGUCCAUACCUGGAUGUUAACUGGCAGGAUAACGAGGGCAACACAGCUCUGAUUACAGCAGCACAAGCAGGACAUUCCAUUAUUUCCUACUACCUGCUGAACUACUUCCCUGGUUUGGACAUAGAGAGGAGGAACUGUCACGGUUUUACAGCUCUGAUGAAGGCUGCCAUGCAGGGCAGGCACGAGUGUGUGAGACUUCUCAUGCUGGCAGGAGGGGACAUUCAGGCCCAAGACUACGGUCGCCGUAUGACACCCAAGGAGUGGGCUCUUUUCACCGGGCGGCAUUAUACAGCCUACCUGAUGCUUCGGCUGAUGGCCAGGCCCUGUGCUGGGCAGUUCUGUGACUCCUUCUCUCUAGAGUGGCCCAUGUUAGAGGGUCUGGUGUCCGAGGCCCAAAGGCCGAAGACCUGCUGGAGGCRCCUAAGAAACCUGCUGUCCUGCUGCUCUUAUAGGUUUGGCACCAACAACAAGAUAAAACCUGUGGAUGAUGGCGUUCUGGACCACAUGGUGCAGAUAACCACAGGUAUCUCAAGUCCGUUCAUCGCCACAGCCUGCCACACGGUGUGUCCGGGCAGCCCGCCGUGCAUCGGCAAGCGUCGACAAGCGGUGCAGGAGAUUCUGAGGAGGCAGCGGGUGGCGGAGCUGAAGCGUCUGGGUCCCGACAGACUGAACAACUACAAAAGAUUCUUCCAGAACUCGCGGAUCCUCCUCAUCCCCAAAGUGAAGGAUCGCAGGGCGAGCCUGCAGCCCCAGAUAGUCAGGGAUGUUGCCGCCGCGUCCACAGUGGCCCUGAGGCGAGCCAGUCUGGCGCCGCUCAGCAUGCUGAGGCGAAGCAGUGUGCGGCCSGGUCUCGUGGUGCCAAAGGUCCGGCUCUGCAAGGCGCCGCCUCAAAGCUUCAUACCCGAAAACCUGAACAGGAGGAACGAUAACCAGAACCAACUCCAGAUCCCAAAAUGGAACUACAAGAUGAAAACAAUAGAAAGCAGGCAGGAGGAGGAAAGGAGACGACUGUUUUCUCUGAGAAGAGGGAGGUGAAGGAUGGAACAAACCACCGCAGCAGGAUGUGACUUUGUGCAUCCCCCUGAUAGAGCUUGAAAGUGCUUCUUUGUGACAGAGCUGUCACAGAGCAUGAUGCUGCAGCCUUAGAGAACCUGAACUGUUAAUGUGAGCCGAACAGCAGGCUUUUUGUUUGUGCUCCAUGGUUUUGUUGACACUGGUGGACUUGUUGCCWUGUUUCUACUUGAAUUCACACCCUCUCUGUGUGAGGUGCAACUUGUGAAGAGAGUGAGAGAGUCAGAGAAGCACACAACAAAAAUUCAUUGUGCUGUCAUUAAAUAAGGAUGUUGUUUUUUUCUGCUUUUAUUACGUGUGAUACUACAUUAGAGAGCAGACGGCAGUGCUUGGCUUAAUGUGCAGUUCUGACUCAGCCAAACGAAGAUUACUUGCUGGCCACGAAAGCAAGACAGGAGCACGGAGCGCAGAGGAGGAAGUCAAAAAGUCAUUCAGCACUGAUGCGGAGUACAACAGGUUAUCUUUGAGGAUAAAAGGGCUCAUGCAGUAUUUGACAGAUGAGCUGAGGAGCCAACUCACACAAGCUUUGUUAGAGCUUUGCGGAGAAGCUGAAAGGCAAAGCUAAAAUAAACAGCUUAGUUCUUCCCUCUGACAUCCGAACUUCUAACGCCAUCACGACAGGUUCUGCUGUCGGUACCGUACGUUUCCCAGGAACAGUGUGUGCUGCAAUGUGAAGGCUUUCAUUAGCUGUUCCUCUUUGAUGCUAUCCAUAUUUCACAUUUACACUACAGACAGGAAUAAAAAAGGGCUUAACAGUGUAAAAGUAGCAGUGAAAAUUAAAACAUGAAAUGGGUAUUAUACUUUCAGGAUUAAAAUCUGGUUUUAGGUCAUGCUACGAGUUUUUAACAUUAAAUAUAUUCUAUUUAAAACAAGUUUAAAGCAAGUGCGUGUUCAAAAUUGAAAUUGUACACUUUGUCAAAAAGUAAACAUUUCGGUUGUAAAGACAGUGAAGCCAGAAUGUUUAACGUUUCAGAAUAAAAUGCACAAAUAAAGAAUAAACAAUUUCUUGAAACAUUACUCUUUCUGCCCUCUAUCGGAAAGUACUGAGAAUUGCAACACAAUUUUUAUAAAUCAACCCCUUCCCAUACAUGUCACAAUGUUUACUUGUAUAAUGAGAGUAAAAGAUCCGUAAUUUUCAUAAAAAAUGUAUUAUUCACACAGGGAUGACAGCACCUGCAGCAGGAGGAAAGGAAGGUGGAAGAACUUAUUUAUAGCAGCAGCCUGGGUUGUAAAAUGAUUAUUUGAUGUUAUUUGUUUUUUUUAAACAAAUUACAAGCUCUGAUAUGUUAAAUAAAUUUGAAACAGUUUUUUAAUACAUAAAACUUGAAAAAAAUUCAUAUCUAUACAUCCGUCUACCUUCAAAAUGACAGAAAAUCUGUGUAAAUUAUGGCCAAUCCGUAAAACUUGACAUGUCUGCCUUCCUAAAAGAAUUGCUUAAAGGGCUCAGUAUGCUAGGAAAUGACCAAGAGGCAAAGAUCCACAGCAACUUUACAUGAAGAAAAAAA